Molecule: messenger RNA, 5475 nt
Organism: Arabidopsis arenosa
Lineage: Eukaryota; Viridiplantae; Streptophyta; Magnoliopsida; Brassicales; Brassicaceae
Source: the annotation of a GenBank genome assembly
GUUCUUCACGAUCCUCUCUGUAAUCUUCUGAGAAGCUCUCACUCGCCUCUAUGGAGGUAAACUAUUUCUCUCUUUAUCUGAUUCUGGCGGCGAUUGUAAUCGGCGGCGUCAACUCCGAGUAUAUAGAGUACAACACAAAACCGAGAAUCGUCCCUGAAAAAAUCAAUGUUCACUUAGUUCCUCACUCACACGACGAUGUUGGUUGGCUUAAGACCGUUGAUCAGUACUACGUCGGAGCUAAUAACUCCAUUAGGGGAGCUUGUGUUCAGAAUGUAUUGGAUUCUGUAAUUGCUUCAUUGCUUGAUGAUGAAAAUAGAAAGUUUAUUUAUGUUGAAAUGGCGUUUUUUCAAAGAUGGUGGAGGCAACAAAGCAAUGCUAAGAAAGUUAAAGUCAAGAAGCUUGUUGACUCUGGUCAACUAGAGUUCAUAAAUGGUGGAAUGUGUAUGCAUGAUGAGGCGACUCCACAUUAUAUUGAUAUGAUUGAUCAGACUACAUUAGGCCAUCAGUUUAUUAAAACUGAGUUUGGUCAGGUUCCUAGAGUUGGUUGGCAGAUUGAUCCCUUUGGACAUUCAGCAGUGCAAGCUUACUUGCUUGGUGCAGAGUUUGGCUUUGACUCGCUGUUUUUCGCUAGAAUUGACUACCAAGAUCGUGCAAAGAGAUUAAGAGAGAAGACACUUGAGGUUAUUUGGCAAGGUUCCAAGUCCCUUGGCUCAUCUUCACAGAUAUUCACUGGUGUAUUCCCAAGACAUUAUGACCCUCCUGAAGGGUUCGUUUUUGAAAUAAAUGAUGUAUCAGCUCCUAUCCAGGAUGAUCCUCUCCUUUUUGACUACAAUGUUCAAGAGCGAGUCAACGACUUUGUAGCUGCAGCCCUCGCACAGGUUAAUGUGACCAGGACAAAUCAUAUCAUGUGGUUAAUGGGAACUGACUUCCGUUACCAGUAUGCAUAUUCGUGGUUCAGACAGAUGGACAAGUUUAUUCAUUAUGUUAACAAGGAUGGGCGUCUCAAUGUUCUGUAUUCGACACCAUCUAUCUACACCGAUGCAAAAUAUGCUGCAAACGAGUCUUGGCCCUUAAAGACUGAUGAUUUCUUCCCGUAUGCGGACAAACCUAAUGCAUACUGGACAGGGUACUUUACGAGCAGGCCAGCCUUUAAGAAAUACGUGAGGGAUUUAAGUGGUUACUAUCUGGCAGCUCGACAAUUAGAGUUCUUGAGAGGUAGGAAUAGUUCAGGACCAACAACUGAUAUGCUAGCCGAUGCUUUGGCAAUUGCUCAACACCAUGAUGCAGUUAGUGGUACACAAAGACAGCAUGUGGCUGCAGAUUAUGCUCUUAGACUCUCAAUGGGUUAUCUGCAGGCCGAGAAAUUGGUUGCCUCUUCCCUUUCCUUUCUAUCAGCAGCAAAAUCAAGUACUGAAAAAAAGAAUCCUGGCACAAAAUUUCAGCAGUGUCCCCUGCUUAAUAUCAGUUACUGUCCUGCAUCUGAAGCUCGUCUGUCCAGCGGGAAAAGCCUGGUGGUUGUAGUUUACAAUUCUCUAGGAUGGCAACGAGAGGAAGUUGUCCGAGUUCCUGUGUCGUCUGAAAAUGUUAUUGUGAAAGAUGCAUCUGGGAAAGAAGUCGUGUCUCAGCUUCUACCUCUUUCAGACAUCGCUUUGAGAAUAAGAAAUGAGUAUGUCAAAGCGUAUCUGGGAGGAUCACCAAGGGAUGCUGCAAAACAUGUGCUUGCUUUUACAGCUUCAGUACCACCUCUUGGGUUCAGCUCGUAUGUCAUCUCAGACACUGGACGAACAGCGCGUGGACUAUCUGCAUCAUAUGUUACUUCUGGAAGCAUGAAUCAAAAUGUAGAAGUUGGCCAGGGAAAUCUAAAGUUACUCUAUUCGGAAGAGGGAGUGAAAAUGACUCGUCACUUAAGUACCAAAAAUCAGGUUACUGCAGAACAAUCAUAUGCUUAUUACAUUGGAAGUAAUGGAACUGACAAGGAUCCUCAGGCUUCUGGAGCUUACGUUUUUCGACCAGAUGGUGUGCUUCCAAUUAAAUCUGAAGGAGAGGCUCAAUUGACUGUUGUUCGAGGACCUUUGUUCGAUGAAGUGCACCAGGAGCUUAACUCCUGGAUAUCACAGAUUACCAGAGUGUACAAGGGAAAAAACCAUGCUGAAAUUGAGUUCACAGUUGGGCCUAUACCAGCUGAUGAUGGUAUUAGCAAGGAGGUUAUCACUAAACUGACAACCACCAUGAAGACAAAUGGAACAUUUUACACAGACUCUAAUGGGCGUGACUUCAUAAAACGGAUUCGAGACUUCAGAACAGAUUGGGACUUGCAAGUAUACCAACCAGUUUCUGGCAACUAUUAUCCUAUAAACCUCGGGAUAUACAUGCAAGAUAAAACCUCAGAGCUAUCGGUGUUGGUGGAUCGUGCUGUAGGCGGAUCCAGCUUAGUGAACGGCCAGAUCGAGUUGAUGCUUCAUCGGAGAAUGCAGCAUGAUGACAUUAGAGGUGUUGGUGAGAUUCUUAAUGAAACAGUCUGUCUCCCUGAAGGAUGCAAAGGAUUAACGAUACAAGGAAAGUUUUAUGUACAGAUAGAUAAACCUGGAGAUGGGGCAAAAUGGCGUCGAACAUUUGGUCAAGAAAUUUAUUCUCCACUACUUCUAGCAUUCACAGAACAGGAAGGAGAUAGUUGGAUUAAUUCACAUAAGACGACAUUCUCAGCAUUUGAACCGUCGUACUCAUUACCAAAAAACGUCGCAUUACUCACCCUCCAGGAGUUGGAAAAUGGGGAAGUUCUUCUAAGGCUUGCUCACUUAUUUGAGAUUGGGGAGGAUAGUGAGUACUCAGUCAUGGCAAAAGUAGAGCUGAAGAAACUAUUCCACAACAAAAAGAUAAUCCAAGUGACGGAGACAAGUCUUUCAGGGAACCAAGAGAAGGCGGAGAUGGAGAAAAGACGGCUAAUCUGGAAAGUAGAAGGCUCGGCCGGGGAGGAAGUGAAGAGAGGAGAAGCGGUGGAUGCGGAGAAGCUAGUGGUUGAGCUUGUUCCGAUGGAAAUCCGAACCUUCUUGAUAAAGUUUGAUAAUCACAUUGAAAUGGUUGAUUCCUCUCUAAACCCUAGCUCUGAGCAUGGCAACAACUCUUCUCCUUCCCGGAUCUCUUCUUCCACCGGAACUCGAUUCGCCGGACAUUCUGAAUCCACUCACAAUUUCUCCGGUGGCUCUAGGGAACCGAUUGUUGCAGCUGAGGAGGGACAUAGCCGUGGAUCUUCUUCCAAAGAGAUGACGCAAAAUGGAGCAGGGAAGGAGAGUUUUUCCCCACCUAAUGCAGAUAAGCGUGACCAUUUUCGAUAUGAUGGUCGAAGGAAUAGGUCUAGAGGGAGGGGUACUGGAGCUGCUGGUUCUUCUUCUUCUCAAGUGCAGCAUAAUACCGGACCUUUUGAUUCUCCUAGAGGCGGAGUUUCGCAUCACAAUCCAACUGGUAGAAGAGCUAAUAUGAUAAGCGGGAAUCAUUUACUCAAUUUUCAGUAUGAUCCGAUUUCCCCGUCACAAUCUAGGGGUCCUCCACCGCCAAGAAGGCAACAAUACAAGGGGAGGCCUUUUAACAAGGAUUUGUUUCUUAAGGCCAAUUAUAAGUUUGUUGUGUUGGACACUGGAGAUCAUUCUCCUGAUUCUAUGGAUCCUGAUAAAAUGCUGCAGUGGGAUGAUAUUAUUUGUGUAAGGUAUUCUACUCCGUCUCCUGUCCAGUGCCCGAUUUGCUUGGACUAUCCUCUAUGUCCGCAGAUAACUUCCUGUGGGCAUAUUUUCUGUUUCCCGUGUAUUCUACAGUAUCUGUUGAUUGGUGUCGAUAACCACAAGGUGGAAUGCGUCAAGAGGUGUCCUUUGUGCUUUGUGAUGAUUUCUCCAAGAGAGUUAUACACGGUUUAUAUCGAAAACGUCAAGCAGUGUUCUGUUGGAGAUCCCAUCGAGUUUGUACUUUUGACCCGCAAGAAAGAUUCUUUUGCUCCAACUCGGAAAAAUGAGCAUGACUCGGCUGUUCCUAAUGAUGAAAAUGAGAUAUAUGAUCCGUUCUCAAAGUUCACUUUUACCCAAGAUGUUGAUCUCUCUGUCAGACAAGCAGUUUCGGAGUUAGACAGUUGGAUUGCAAGAGCAGAUCCUGAGCUCGUUGAAGACUUGGAGAAGCAUCUAUAUGUAAAUGCUGCUUUGGAGCGUUUGGAGCAGAGAAAAAUGUACUGGAAUGAGCAUAAGCUCUCUUAUUACAGCAAAUUGAGCACAACGGCUAGAAAUCAGACACAAUCAUUCUCACCUCCUGAUGUUUCUCGAGUUGGUUAUCAAGCACCCAGCUGGGCGCAUGGAGCAACAGAUAGCGGCUCCAAUGAUCAAGAUAAAUCAGCUGAAGAUUCUUCAGUGGAUAAGUCCGAUGGAGAAUCUCAAUCUAGUUUGGAAAAGAGUUGUGAUAAUGGUCAUCCUCUAGAUGACGUAGAAGCACCAUCAUCUUCCUCAUGCAAUGAAAGUAAAGGUUUCCUGUCGCACCAAAAUGACACCAAAGACCUGAAGGACAAUGAUGCUUACAACUUUUAUCAGUCUGUUGAUGGUCAGCACAUUAUCCUUCACCCUUUGAAUUUGAAGUGCCUUCUGCAUCACUAUGGCAGCUAUGACUUUCUUCCACCAAGAGUGAGUGGAAAGAUACUGGAAAUGGAGACCGUUACCCAGUCAGAAGCGAUAAGGAGACGCUACCGCUUUUUAAGUCAUUUUUCUUUAACAACUACAUUUCAGAUAUGUGAGAUUGAUAUGAGGGACUCCUUGCCUCCUGAGGCUUUUGUUCCAUUUAUAGAUGAAAUCAAGAAGCGUGAGAAGCAGAGAAAAGACCGUGCUAGGAAGGAUCGAAAAAAUAAAAUCAAAGCUGAAGUAGCUGCAGCUGCAGAGCUUGUACCAUUGAUGUCCAGUUUUGGACAGUCCUCUCGUGAUGACUUUCCUCCAUUUUCCUUGGAUGACUUUGAAGCGCUUGGAAACUCUGCCCCAAUAUCAUCAAGCCCUCCAAACAUUGGAGAGAGAAGUUCCUUCUCACAUGUGACAAGGCUCGGUUUCGCAGCAGGCCAUGACUCUCCCAACUUCAGUAACGAGCCAACAAACGCUCAAAGCAGCAGCAGCGUAGUCACAAACGCAACCACAGGUGCAAGAAACACAAACAUAACAUCAUUCGCAAGUGUAACAUCAAGAACAACAACAACAACACCAAUCGCACCAACCAUCAAAGAGCCCGGAAAGAGAGGGAAGAAACCAAGCCGAGUGCUUCUAUCGACAACCAGUGUACGCCGUUACUGAAAAGGACUUGAAAGUGCUAUGGAUUUGUUGUGUUAUGUAUAAUAAUCUUUUCAUCUAAGAAAAACUGAAAUAAAGAAAGAACCAGAGAUUGUUGUGAGUAAGUUUAAAACUGAAGCUUUGGCUUUGUUUCUUUUUGCAACCCGACUGAUGAUAAUGAAUGUGUCUCUCAUUA